AUGUCGAACAGCAACUACCAACUCAGCGAGGUCUUUGAUGUCAAGGGCAAGGUCGCCUUGGUCACCGGCGGUGGCUCUGGCAUUGGCUUGAUGGCCACCCAAGCCCUUGCUAUCAACGGAGCCAAGGUCUACAUCGUCGGCCGUACUGAGGACAAGCUCAAGACGGUCCAGCAGACCUACGGCAAGGACAUUUCUGGUGAAAUCAUCCCCAUCGUUGGCGAUGUCACCAAGAAGAGCGAGAUUGAGAAGCUCGCCAAGGAGAUCGAGUCCAAGGAGGGCUACCUUGACAUUCUUGUCAACAGUACGUCAACAUCUCACUCUUCAGAUACAUCUCAGCUAAUCAUCCAUCAGNACGCCGGCAUUGCCACUGGCAAGCUCACUCCUGAUGGCAAGAACGCUGACGAGAUGAAGAAGAACCUCUUCGACGAGGACUCCUUCGAGGACUGGAGUAACAUCUACACUACAAACGUCAUUGCUCCUUACUUCCUCAGUACUGCCUUCCUGCCUCUCAUCCAGAAGGCUACCGAGCGCACACACGGCUGGAGUGGUACCAUCAUCAACAUUACCUCCAUCUCCGGUCUCGUCCGCAUCUCCCAAGGCCACUUCAACUACAACGCCUCUAAGGGUGCUAUCGUUCACCUCAACAAGAUGCUUUCGGCUGAGAUUCAGAGCAGCGGUCUCAAGAUCCGUGUCAACGGUAUUGCUCCUGGUGUCUUCCCUUCAGAAAUGACCACUGGUGAGAGCAAGGACGACCAGAAGAGUGAACUUCCCAAGGAACACAAGGAAGGUCUGCCUUCGCAGAGACCCGGCAAGGACAAGGACAUGGCUGCUGCUAUCUUGUUCGCCGCAAGCUGCCAGUACUUGAACGGACAGAACAUCCCCGUUGAUGGUGGCUACCUGAUCCAGACCGGUACCUAA
Aureobasidium musti is the source of this 918-nucleotide messenger RNA. NCBI's taxonomy places the organism in Eukaryota, Fungi, Ascomycota, Dothideomycetes, Dothideales, Saccotheciaceae. The record is from the annotation of a GenBank genome assembly.